Molecule: messenger RNA, 1200 nt
Organism: Symbiodinium sp. CCMP2592
Lineage: Eukaryota; Dinophyceae; Suessiales; Symbiodiniaceae
Source: the annotation of a GenBank genome assembly
AUGGGUGUGCAAGAUCCCGUGGGAUUUUGGGACCCCCUCGGUCUCAGCGCGGACAAGGACCAGGCCACCUUCAAGCGCCGCCGUGCCGUGGAGAUCAAGCACGGCCGCAUCGCCAUGUAUGCGACCAUUGGCUAUAUUGUCCCGGAAUACUUCCGCUUCCCAGGCUUCUUGUCCCCAUCCCUGGGCUUGAAGUUCUCCGACAUGCCGAAUGGCCUCGCUGCGCUCUCCAAGCUGCCCGUGCUUGGCGGUGCACAAAUCAUCGCUUUCGCUGGGCUGAUCGAAACCACAGGAUUCUUCCAGGCGGCUUCCACAACUGAUGGCCGUGGUCCUCGGGAGGGCCAGUUCUCCAUGAAGGACUCCACCGAGACCGGCGAGCCGGGAAACUACGGCGUGGGCUUCCCGACUUUCCUGGGCAAGGUGGAGGACCCUGAGGAGCGCAAAAAAAAGCUCGCUGCCGAGCUGGCCAACGGACGGCUGGCGAUGAUGGCCAUCAUCGGCAUGUUCUUCCAGGACGGACUCACUGGCUCCGCUUGGGGAGACUGGAGCCUGUACACAGCCUCGCCUUUGAGGGCUGAGCCCGUCUCGGCGGCUGCGGCGGCGGCGGCAGCUGCGAAGGCAGCGGCAGCCGCGAAGGGCGCCACUGCAACCACUUCGGCUGUGGCCGGCACAGCCGGUGCGGGCUCUUUGUCGAAAGGCGAGGGCGUGGUUGGCAAGAAGGGCCCUAGCCCGACUUUCGACCCCUCCACGCAGAUCGGCGCCAUGGACCCGCUUGGCUUCUUUGAUCCGGCUGGGUUUAGCAAGAAGGGCGACGAGGACGGCUUCCGCACCUUGCGUGCUGCCGAGAUCAAGCACGGCCGUGUUGCCAUGAUGGCAGCCUUGGGCGCCGUGGUUCAGCACUACGUCAAGUUCCCGGGCUUUGACUCCGUGCCCAGCGGGCUUGCAGCGUCCAUCACCGCGCCAGGCAGCUACGGCUUCGUGGCGCUCUUUGCGGUGGCAGGUAUCUUGGAGCUCGGCGCCUGGACCGAGAGCCCCGACAAGGAGCCGGGCAACUUCGGCGAUCCGGCCGGCCUGAACCAGUACACCCAGGAAAUGAGGGAGCGGGAGAUUAACAACGGCAGAUUCGCGAUGUUUGCGGCCAUCGGCAUCAUCGCUGCAGAGCUGUACACGGGCAAGGAUGCCAUCGAGCAGUUCGGCCUGUGA